GCGGCCUUCUCCCGGGGUGACAAGCCCCGGCCCUUCCGGAAGGCGGAGCUCGCAGCCGGGCGUCUAAAGGGCUGGGUGGCGGCGUUAGGGCCGGUCGGCCGGGGCUGCCCGCCCUCCUUUUUUUUCCCCCCUCCUCCUCCUCCUCCUGCUCCCUCUUUCCCAUCCCCGCUUCCCCGCUGAGAAGCAGCCGCGGCCGCGCGUCGUAAGGGAGCUCGGGCCACCACCAUGUCGGGGCAGAGCCUGACCGACCGCAUCACGGCGGCGCAGCACAGCGUGACGGGCUCGGCCGUCUCCAAGACCGUCUGCAAGGCCACCACGCACGAGGUGAUGGGCCCCAAGAAGAAGCACCUCGACUAUUUAAUACUGUGUACAAAUGACAUGAACGUAAACAUCCCCCAGUUGGCAGACAGCCUAUUUGAAAGGACAACCAACAGUAGCUGGGUAGUAGUCUUCAAAUCUCUCAUCACAACUCACCAUCUCAUGGUUCAUGGAAACGAGCGUUUUACCCAGUACCUGGCUUCCAGAAACACAUUGUUUAACCUGAGCAAUUUCUUGGACAAAAGUGGAUUGCAAGGAUAUGAUAUGUCCACAUUUAUUAGGAGAUACAGCAGAUAUUUGAAUGAGAAAGCAGUUUCCUACAGACAAGUAGCUUUUGACUUUACAAAAGUAAAAAGAGGAGCUGAUGGAGUCAUGAGGACAAUGAAUACUGAAAAACUGAUAAAAACUGUACCAAUUAUUCAAAACCAGAUGGAUGCACUGCUUGAUUUCAACGUCAACAGCAAUGAACUCACAAAUGGUGUAAUUAAUGCAGCCUUUAUGCUCCUUUUCAAAGACGCCAUUAGACUUUUUGCAGCAUAUAAUGAAGGGAUUAUUAAUUUGCUGGAAAAAUACUUUGACAUGAAAAAGAAUCAAUGCAAGGAAGCCCUUGACAUAUAUAAGAAGUUUCUGACUAGAAUGGCAAGAAUUUCUGAGUUUCUCAAAGUUGCGGAGCAAGUGGGGAUAGACAGAGGAGACAUACCAGAUCUUUCUCAGGCACCAAGUAGUCUUCUAGAUGCUUUAGAACAGCACCUGGGCUCCUUGGAAGGAAAGAAAAUCAAAGAUUCCACUGCUGCUAGCAGGGCUACCACGCUUUCCAAUGCUGUUUCUUCUCUUGCAAGCACUGGCCUCUCUCUCACCAAAGUCGAUGAAAGGGAAAAACAAGCUGCACUGGAGGAAGAACAGGCCCGUUUAAAAGCUCUAAAGGAACAGCGUCUAAAAGAGCUUGCAAAGAAACCCCACCCGUCUUUAACCACAGCCUCUUCCCCUGUGUCUAAUGCUGCAGGAAGUAUAAUGACCACCCCAGCUAUCGAUAUUUUUUCCACACCCAGCUCUUCAAACAGUUCAUCAAAGCUGCCAAAUGACUUGCUUGAUUUACAGCCAGCUUUUCACCCAGGUGUGCAUCCGAUAUCCUCCGCACCACAAGUGGGAGGAACCUGGGGAGAUCCUUUCGCAUCCACUCCCGAUGCCAUCGACGAUGCCAUUCCAAACUUAAAUCCUUUCCUCACAAAAUCUAGCGACCACCUUUCUGUCUCCUCUGAUGUUCACCCUUCUUCUUUCACUUCUAGGACACCAACUCAUGAGAUGUUUGUUGGGUUUACACCAUCUUCUGUUGCCCCAUCGCAGCCAUCAGCAGGCCUUAACGUUGACUUUGAGUCUGUGUUUGGAAACAAAAGUUCAAAUGCGUCAAUGGAUCCUAGUGGCUUUGAUGAAUUAGGUGGACUCCUAAAACCAACAGUGGCUUUUCAGAACCAGAAUCUUCCAUCUUGCAAAGCACCACCCAAUAAGUUGGUAUUAGAUGACUUGGAUUCAUCUCUAGCCAACCUUGUAGGCAAUUUGGGCAUUGGAAAUGGGACAGCAAAAAAUGAUGUAAACUGGACCCAGCCAGGAGAAAAGAAAUUAACAGGCGGUUCCAACUGGCAGCCCAAAAUUGCACCCACCACUGCUUGGAAUGCUCCAACCAUGAAUGGCAUGCAUUUUCCACAAUACGCACCCCCUGUCAUGGCCUAUCCUGCUACAACGCCAACAGGAAUGAUGGGAUACGGAAUGCCAUCCCAAAUGGGAGGAGUACCAGUAAUGACGCAGCCAACUUUAAUAUAUAGCCAACCUGUCAUGAGACCUCCAAAUCCUUUUGGUCCUAUAUCAGGAGCACAGAUCCAGUUUAUGUAAUCAUGCCAGACGGAGCGGAACGAGAAAAAAAUCCCAGAAAGACACGUGUGCUCAAGUGACCAACCCUUUUUUUGCAGCUCAGUCCAAAUGGAAGUCUCUCCAGCUCUCCAGUAGAACAGACUCAAAUCAUGCAAAGCCCACAACAAAGUUGGUGGGUCUCUCGGCCAACCUAAGGAAAUCUCAGCACCCUGCAGUGUGGUAUAAAGCCAAGAAUUGCCACAAAUUUGGUGUGGGAUCUUUUUUCUAUUUCCUCCCCCCCCCCUUCCCGCGGUAACUUAACAUGUUAGUAACUCCUGCCCCCUAUUUUAUAAUGUUGAUUGGUAACCUAUGAAAGAAGCUACCUAUUCUGCUAAUUGGUGUUCUGGAAAGUUCUCUUUGGAAUGAAGAGCUGGACACCUCGUUUUUUUUCCUUAACUUCAGUGGCUUUUCUCUCGAGGAUCAAAUCCUAACUCUUUUAUUCGACAGCCUCUUCUCUCCAUUCGUCACCAACCUUCUAGACUCCAUGCCGAAAAGUUUUAACUUAAAAAACAAAACACACACACAAAAACCCCCAAGCCAACCAAAUUAUAUAUUCCGUUCGCAUAGACAUUCCUUUAUGUAUUAUUGUUUUGUAUUUAUUUAUGAUUAUCCGUUUAAAAUAACAAAUGUAUCACAAAACCGCCUCCUCUCUGGAGAAACGAAUGCCGAUGUAUACUAUGGGUCUCCCGUUAAGAGUUCGUCUCCUUUUUAUUAUCAUUUUUUUUUAUCCACCGGAACAAUUUCUAGACAAUUCUCAAUCCACACUCCUGCCAUGCGGAAUAUUGGGCACGUUCCAAGGUCUGAAGAAAAUGCCCCUUAUGGAAUACCCUCCAGGAAUUAAGAGCGAUCGAUGGAUGAAGUUGCCAGUUCUGCUCAAGAUUUGGGGAAAGGGGGGGGAACAGCUGACUGGUGGGAGCAUGGUAAUUUUUUUUGACCAGCCGUCCCCCCUCGGUGCUUUGAGAAAGCUUUUCCUUGCUUUGUGCUUGGCAUGCCAUUUAUCUUACACUUGACAUAACAGCCUUUUCCAAAUGAAUGUGAGGAAUUGCUUUCACUUUCAAAGACUUUCCUUCUCUGUAUAAAACAAAAAAAACAAAAAAGCAAACAACUACAGACAGUUCUGGUGUAUUAUGUGAGUGGGGGGGCGGGAAAAAAAAACCAGACGACUUCUUUUCUGCGUUUGAAUCAUGUACCAAGAAAUAGAAUGAAAAUCUCAGAAGGGAAAGUCGGGUCUUUGCUAAUGGGCAACCCUACCAUGAAGUUCUCCAGGGGAAGCUCCAUCGAAUCUUGUUUCGGGGUGACUUCCUGGUGCCCUGGAUUCUCAGUGCAUAGGAAUCCCCUUUUUUUUUUUUUGUUCUUUGGUGAAUUUGAAAACAGCACUGUGGAUCGGUGCUAUAUGUAAAUACAUCCUAUCGGUUUAGGUGGCAUUUGGGGCCUUAAAAGGAGGAUAGUCUGGGGGCAUGAAAGCAAUUCUGUACAUGAAUUAAGCAUAUUUGCUGCAUUGUCUCUGCAGAUUCUAUUUUUGUUUAAAAUGUUAUAAAAUGUAUGUUAGCAAAAAAGGUGGAUUUUCAAAUAAAAUGCAGCUUCCACAAAC
Molecule: messenger RNA, 3814 nt
Organism: Ahaetulla prasina
Lineage: Eukaryota; Metazoa; Chordata; Lepidosauria; Squamata; Colubridae
Gene: PICALM
Product: phosphatidylinositol binding clathrin assembly protein
Exons: 21
Coding region: 226-2205 (659 amino acids)
Biological process (GO): clathrin coat assembly; clathrin-dependent endocytosis; synaptic vesicle budding from presynaptic endocytic zone membrane
Cellular component (GO): extrinsic component of presynaptic endocytic zone membrane; clathrin-coated vesicle; synaptic vesicle
Molecular function (GO): 1-phosphatidylinositol binding; SNARE binding; clathrin heavy chain binding
Source: RefSeq, a predicted model, not a curated record